AGUCUAACUCUCACAUGUUGUUGUGUACAUCACAUCCCGGUGUACAUUUAGCGGUUGCUAAGCACAGUUAUCACGUUGUGUACCAUUAUAGCCAAUAUUUUUAAUGUCAUUAGUUUUUUGAGCAAAAAAAUCAGAAUAUGAAAGUUGUCGCGUUAAUAAGUGGGGGCAAAGACAGCUGCUACAACAUGAUGCAGUGUGUUGUUGCUGGGCACCGGAUCGUAGCUUUGGCCAACCUACGUCCUGCUAACACAGAUGAGUUGGACAGCUACAUGUACCAGACAGUUGGCCACCAGGCCAUAGAGCUGUAUUCUGAAGCCAUGGAUCUGCCCCUGUAUAGACGCACCAUUCAGGGCUCUAGCCUGGACACCAGCAGAAACUACAGUGUGACGGAGGGGGAUGAGGUGGAGGACCUAUAUGAGCUGCUUCACCUCGUCAAGGAAAAAGAGGGUGUCGAGGCAGUGUCUGUAGGGGCCAUUCUCUCCGAUUACCAGAGGGUCCGUGUGGAAAAUGUAUGUUUGCGGCUAGGUUUGCAGCCCCUGGCCUACCUGUGGCGCCGAGACCAAGAGUCCCUGCUCUCUGAGAUGAUAUCAUCUGACCUCCAUGCUAUCCUCAUCAAAGUCGCCGCCUUCGGCCUGGAUCCAGAGAAGCACUUAGGAAAACCUCUGGCUGACAUGGAGCCCUAUCUGAAACAGCUCUCCCAGAAGUAUGGAGUUCAUAUUUGUGGAGAAGGAGGUGAAUAUGAAACCUUCACCCUUGAUUGCCCCCUCUUCAAAAAGAAGAUAGUUAUUGAUGCAGCGGAGACAGUGAUCCACUCAGCAGAUGCCUUUGCUCCAGUUGGCUAUCUGCGCUUCACCGAGAUCCACACCGAGAACAAAGAUGCCGAUGUGGUGGCGAGCGCUUUGCCCCAUGGUAGUUGUCCUUGCCAGAACGCCAUUGACAACAUGACUGAGGAGGUGGAAUAUGCUGAUCAAGCUCAAGACAACCAGCAAGAAUUUACAUCAAAAUGUGACCUUAGUUGUCAGCGGGGCCACGAUCUCCCUCCAUCCUGCUCACCAAGAAACUCCAGGGGCUAUCAGUGGAUCUCUGGCAUCAAUGGCCUUCAGAGCAAAGAUCCCGCAAUCCAGGGCCAGACAUCGGCGGCUUUUACACAGCUCCAAAGUGAGUUGGACAGCAGAGGCUGGAAAAUGAAGGACAUCAUCCUGGUUCACCUAUAUGUGAGGUCCAUGGAAGACUUUGUUCUACUCAACACAGUCUAUAAGAAACACUUUGGCAUAAACCCUCCAGCCAGGGUGUGUGUUCAGGCUCCUCUACCUGCUGGUCAGCUGCUGCAGAUGGACUGUCUGCUCCAUGACUGGACCGAGCCCCUGGAGGAAGGCUGCUUCCACCAGAGGGAAGCCCUGCACGUCCAGAGCCUGUCCCACUGGGCCCCAGCCAACAUCGGGCCCUACAGUCAGGCCCUCAGGGUGGAAGAGUCGGUUUUCUGUGCAGGCCAAAUUGCUUUGGUCCCUUGUACCAUGCAGCUGGUAAAGGCUGGCACCAGGACGCAGGCCCAUUUGUCCUUCAGCUAUGUGAAGAAGGUUUUGGAGGCUGUGAUCAGCAGUCUGACUCUAGCUCACGUUGUCCAGGCCCACUGCUACACCACAAGACACCAAGACAUCCCCAUCAUCAGGGCCGUCUGGGAGAGCAUGCUGAGGGCUGCAGAGGAAGAGAAGGACUUGCUGUGGGAGCCUGAGACCAAAGCCGCGUCGUUAUUGGUCGUAAUGGUACCAGCCUUACCCAAGGGUGCAGCUGUUGAGCUUCAUGUAACUGCAAUUCAGGAUGACCCCACCAAAAGGACUUCCUGUCACGUGACUACAAAGGUGGCGUGCGGAUCCAUAGAGUGCCACACUGUAAUGUCUGCUGACACAUGUAGUGCUUCACUCUCACUUUCCCUGGCUGUGCCCGGCGAUAACCUGGAGGUCACUAGUGUGGAGGAUGUAACAGAAGCAGUUGGCGCUACAUUUAAGAAAGCCAUGACGAAGAUGGAUGCUGAGCUGGUGCCACUGUGUGCCAGGGUGUUCUACAAGUGCAACCACUCACUGGCACAGCAUAUUGUUAAAGGACUUGAAGAAAGUUUGAGAAGCUCUCUAGGAGAGUCCAGUCCGUCCAUGGCCCUGGUUCCAGUCCUGGACUUGCCUGACUCCCAGAUCCUCCACCUGUCCUGCUGGCUCAGUUUAUAGAAACACAGCCAGAGUCAACAACCAGACUCCAGUCAUCCAUAGCACCGGAAUUCAGUGGGGCUUUUCUAGAGGAGCGACUCUGACAAUCCAAAACCUAAUGACUUACUGUCAGGACAGGACAUCAGUGCUCAUUAAUGUUGACUGUUUAUCACUGCUGAUUGUUGAAAUGUAAAGCUUUGUCUGUCUCCAAGUGGUUUUGAUGAUGUGCGGUUUUGAGGAUGUGUUUAUUCCACUUCACAUCCCAGAACUUAGGCCAAUAAUUCACUUUGUCCUCCCCUGGACUUGUAUAUUGCAGCAGCUGUCGUUCUGCCUCGGAAACAAGUCUCAUGGAACUUCUAUUAGCUGAAGCUGCAUACCAGAAGACUGGAGACCAUAGUCUACAAAAGGAGACACCAGCAGUGUCUCAUUCCAUGAGGCGAUAAACUGUAUCCCCUGAUAUCCCACUGUUUCUGGUGGAAUUUCUCUCACCACGUUAGCUAACACCCCUCAUAAAGGCCUAGCGCCACCGCUGACACCAUCUGUUCAGUUGUAAACCUAUAGAUUUACUGUGUGACUGGUUUGUGAGAGUGUGUAAUGUGUAUGGAUGAGGUGACUGUGUUUCUCCCUCUCAUGCUUCAUGGGAUUCAAGGUGUGUUAUUAUUGUGUAAUAGGCAAUCAGCGCCAAGCACCUGAAAAGAUUAAGCCUCUUUAUGUUUUCUAUUGAUUCUAAGGCAACCUGGUUAAUAGGAGAGGGACACUGCAACACACAGCUGCAGGGCAGGUGUGUGUGUGUGUGUGUGUGUGUGUGUGUGUGUGUGUGUGUGUGUGUGUGUGUGUGUGUGUGUGUGUGUGUGUGUGUGUGCGUG
Sander lucioperca (pikeperch) is the source of this 3064-nucleotide messenger RNA. It is a transcript of the gene dph6, whose product is annotated as diphthamine biosynthesis 6. The record is from RefSeq and is a predicted model, not a curated record. The coding region runs from base 138 to 2219 and encodes 693 amino acids. Gene Ontology annotation, biological process: protein histidyl modification to diphthamide. Gene Ontology annotation, molecular function: diphthine-ammonia ligase activity. The transcript has 15 exons. Lineage: Eukaryota; Metazoa; Chordata; Actinopteri; Perciformes; Percidae.